AGAGUCCAAAGAAGUCUCUGCACCAUGGCGGGUCCUGUCAGCUUGCGAGAGCUUCUAAUGGGCGCUUCAUCCUGGACCGGCUCUGAAAGUCCCGAGGGGUCCCCUACCGAGGGCGGAGGGAGCGUGGCUGGUGGACCCGAGCCUCCUUGGCGAGAGGAUGAGAUCUGCGUGGUAGGAAUCUUCGGCAAGACGGCUCUGCGACUGAAUUCCGAGAAGUUCUCACUUGUGAAUACGGUUUGCGACCGACAGGUCUUUCCCCUCUUUCGCCACCAAGAUCCUGGGGACUCAGGGCCUGGAAUCAGGACCGAGGCUGGCGCCGUCGGGGAGGCUGGUGGAGCCGGAGACGCUGGGGCUGGGGCGGGGGAUUCAGUUCGGGGAGGUGUAGCGGCCACUGAAGGGAACCGAACCGAGCCAGGCUCCCAGGACUACAGCCUUCUGCAGGCCUAUUACAAUCAAGAAAGCAAAGUUCUUUAUCUUCUUCUCACUUCCAUCUGUGACAAUUCCCAGCUUCUGCGGGCUUGUCGUGCCCUUCAGAGUGGGGAAGCUGGAGGUGGCCUCUCUUUACCUCAUGCAGAAGCGCACGAGUUCUGGAAGCAUCAAGAGAAGCUGCAGUGUCUCAGUCUCCUUUACCUUUUCUCCGUUUGUCACAUCCUGCUUCUGGUCCAUCCCACUUGUUCUUUUGACAUCACGUAUGAUCGAGUAUUCAGAGCCCUUGAUGGACUGAGACAGAAGGUACUGCCCCUCCUCAAAACAGCCAUUAAGGAUUGUCCAGUUGGCAAAGACUGGAAACUAAACUGCCGACCUUGCCCUCCUAGACUCCUUUUCCUCUUUCAACUCAAUGGAGCCCUCAAAGUGGAACCCCCUCGGAGCCAAGACCCAACUCAUCCAGACAAGCCCAAGAAACAUUCUCCCAAAAGGAGACUGCAGCAUGCCCUGGAGGACCAGAUCUAUAGAAUCUUUAGGAAGAGUCGUGUCUUAACUAAUCAGAGUAUCAAUUGCCUCUUUACUGUGCCUGCCAACCAAGCUUUUGUGUACAUAGUUCCCGGAAGCCAAGAGGAGGACCCAGUAGGCAUGUUGCUGGACCAACUUAGGAGUCAUUGUACUGUGAAGGACCCAGAAUCUUUGCUGGUGCCUGCACCCCUUUCUGGGCCCAGGCGAUACCAGGUGAUGAGGCAGCAUAGCCGACAGCAGCUUUCUUUCCACAUUGACAGCAGCAGUUCCAGUUCUUCAGGGCAGCUAGUGGAUUUCACUCUUCGGGAGUUUCUAUGGCAGCAUGUGGAAUUAGUCCUAAGCAAGAAAGGUUUUGAUGACAGUGUGGGCAGGAACCCACAGCCUUCCCAUUUUGAACUUCCCACUUAUCAGAAGUGGAUCUCAGCAGCUUCAAAACUGUAUGAAGUAGCUAUAGAUGGGAAAGAGGAGGACCUGGGAUCUCCCACUGGGGAGCUAACAUCUAAGAUUUUAAGCAGUAUUAAAGUCUUGGAAGGGUUUUUGGAUAUUGACACCAAAUUCUCAGAAAACCGGUGCCAAAAAGCUUUACCCAUGGCCCAUAGUGCCUAUCAGUCAAACUUGCCUCAUAACUACACAAUGACUGUCCAUAAGAAUCAGCUUGCCCAGGCUCUUCGAGUAUACAGUCAACAUGCUAGGGGUCCAGCCUUUCACAAGUAUGCCAUGCAGUUACAUGAGGACUGCUACAAGUUUUGGAGCAAUGGCCAUCAGCUGUGUGAGGAAAGGAGUUUAACUGAUCAACACUGUGUACAUAAGUUUCACUCAUUACCUAAAUCAGGAGAAAAACCAGAGGCUGAUAGAAAUCCUCCUGUGCUGUAUCACAACAGCCGAGCUCGAUCUACCGGUGCCUGUAACUGUGGAAGGAAACAAGCACCUCGAGAUGAUCCCUUUGAUAUCAAGGCAGCUAACUAUGACUUUUAUCAGCUUCUGGAAGAAAAAUGUUGUGGAAAAUUGGAUCAUAUCAAUUUCCCAGUAUUUGAACCAAGUACUCCAGAUCCUGCUCCUGCCAAAAAUGAAUCUUCUCCUGCCCCUCCAGAUGCAGAUGCUGAUAAACUUAAAGAAAAAGAACCUCAAACCCAAGGAGAGAGCACAAGCCUGAGUUUAGCUUUGAGUUUAGGCCAGUCCACAGAUAGUUUAGGUACCUAUCCAGCUGAUCCACAAGCAGGAGGAGAUAAUCCAGAAGUUCAUGGUCAAGGAGAAGUAAAAACUGAGAAGAGACCAAACUUGGUUGAUAGACAGGCAUCCACAGUUGAGUAUCUCCCAGGCAUGCUGCAUUCAAAUUGCCCUAAAGGUCUACUACCCAAAUUCUCCAGCUGGUCAUUGGUUAAAUUAGGCCCUGCUAAGUCUUAUAACUUUCAUACAGGUUUAGACCAACAAGGCUUCAUUCCAGGAACAAACUAUCUUAUGCCUUGGGACAUUGUCAUCAGGACUAGAGCUGAAGAUGAAGGAGACUUAGACACAAAUUCUUGGCCUGCUCCAAAUAAAGCUAUUCCUGGAAAGAGAAGUGCAGUAGUAAUGGGAAGAGGAAGACGGAGAGAUGACAUAGCUCGAGCAUUUGUGGGCUUUGAAUAUGAAGACUCUAGAGGUCGGAGGUUUAUGUGUUCAGGACCUGACAAAGUAAUGAAAGUAAUGGGAAGUGGGCCAAAGGAGUCCGCUUUAAAAGCCCUGAAUAGUGAUAUGCCCUUAUAUAUUCUGUCAUCAUCUCAGGGUAGAGGGCUAAAACCACAUUAUGCUCAACUUAUGAGGCUUUUUGUUGUAGUUCCUGAUGCUCCUUUGCAGAUAAUACUAAUGCCCCAGGUUCAACCAGGCCCACCACCAUGUCCAGUAUUCUACCCAGAAAAACAAGAAAUCACUCUUCCACCAGAUGGCCUCUGGGUUUUGAGAUUUCCUUAUGCAUAUGUGACUGAGAGAGGACCUUGUUUCCCUCCUAAGGAAAAUGUGCAGUUAAUGAGUUACAAGGUGCUCCGUGGAGUUCUUAAAGCAGUAACACAAUAAGUGUUUUAUAGCCAGUUCCAUCUUUUUUUUUUUAAUUAAAAAAAAUUUUUUUUCUGAUGUUUAUUUAUUUUUGAAGGAGAGACAGACAGUGUGGGGAGGGGAGGGCAGAGAGAGAGGGAGACACAGAAUCUGAAGCAGGCUCCAGGCUCUGAGUCAACACAGAGCCUGACAUGGGCCUUGAACCCAACCCAUGAGAUCAUGAGCUGAGCCGAAGUCGAUGCUCAACUGACUGAGCCACGCAGGUGCCCCUAUAGCUGGUUCCAUUUUAAGGCUGAUGUUUGAUUUUGCUGUGUAUGGGUUUGUUUUUUUUUUCAUUUUGUUUCUUUGUUUUUGUUUUGGUACGUGUAUGCUGUGUUUCCUUAAAUACAGAAUGUGCUUUGGUUACAGGAGUUCAGUAUUGAUACAAUAGUUCCACUCUUUCAUGAUGUUAUUGAUAUUUAUUGUAAACGGGCCUGUACCUUCUUAAUAAACAUUGGUUCUUGCAGAAAAGGACAUAAAUAUCUGGUUGAUACCUUUGGGGUUUUUUUUUGUUUCUGUUUCACUGUCCACAAUAAAACAUGUUUCUAUCAUAACUGAAUGUUGCCUAAUCAUGUUGAACCAAAAUUUUGUUUUGGUUAAAAAAAUGAUGUUUUAGCUGGGAUUUUCCUUAAGAUGCUGCUUCUGAAAUUAUUUUCAAAACAAGAUGAUCCAGUAGGUUAUCUGGCAAAAGUAUGAGGAUUAAUUGCAAAAAAAGCCCUGUUGUUUGGCUCACAAUUCUGGUACCUGAGUCAAAUUGUUUUGUUUUUGCCAUUUUAUUCCUGGACUGAUGCGACAGCAUAUUUUAAAGGAAUGCUAUCUGAACUAAUACUUUUUUUUUAAGGCUUUAUUAUUUUUUUAAGUUUAUUUAUUUAUUUUGAGAGAGCAAGAGUGAGAGCAAAAGAAAGAGAGGAGGAGAGAGAGAGAAUCCCAAACAGACUCUAUGCUGCCAGCUUGGAGCCUGAUAUGGGGCUUGAACCCACAAAACAUCAGAUCAUGAUGUGAGCUGAAACCAAGAGUUGGCUGCUUAACCAACUGAGCUACUCAGGCGCACUAAGGCCUUUUUUUUUUUUUUUUAAAGUAAUCUCUACACACAGCGUGGGGCUUGAACUCACAACCCCGAGAUCAGAAUUGCUUACUCUACCAACUGAGCCAGGUGCACCUGAAGUAAAACUUUUUAAUCCAAAAUAUUAAUACACACUUUACCCUUUAAAAAGUUACCCUGGGAGCGCCUGGGUGGCUCAGUCCGUUGGGUGGCCGACUUCGGCUCAGGUCAUGAUCUCACAGCCUGUGAGUUCGAGCCCCGCGUCAGGCUCUGUGCUGACAGCUCAGAGCCUGGAGCCUGUUUCGGAUUCUGUGUCUCCCUCUCUCUGACCCUCCGCCGUUCAUGCUCUGUCUCUCUCUGUCUCAUAAAUAAACGUUAAAAAAAAUUUUUUUUUUAAAUAAAAAGUUACCCUGUAAGAAUUUCUAUUUGUGAAACAACCACUAAAUGAUAGAGAGCCUAUCAAUCUAUGGUUAACUUUCACCAGCGUCAACAUGAUGCUAAUUUAUCACCAAUUAAAUAAAUACACGGAAUAAGUGAACACACCAAAA
This is a messenger RNA of Neofelis nebulosa (Clouded leopard), 4608 nucleotides long. It is a transcript of the gene SMG8, whose product is annotated as SMG8 nonsense mediated mRNA decay factor. Bases 25 to 3000 code for a protein of 991 amino acids. Gene Ontology annotation, biological process: nuclear-transcribed mRNA catabolic process, nonsense-mediated decay. The record is from RefSeq and is a predicted model, not a curated record. Lineage: Eukaryota; Metazoa; Chordata; Mammalia; Carnivora; Felidae. The transcript is spliced from 4 exons.